AUGAUGUUAGUAAAAGAAGGAUUAUUUUGUUUCAUUUUAUUCACAUGGAUAUUGCUGAUCCAAGGUCGUCCUCAAGCGGACUCCAUGACUAAAACUUCAGAAAAACCAGAGCCAUACGAAUACCAAUACAAAGUGGAAGAUAAACCAAGUGGAAAUUACUAUGGGCAAAACGAAGUUGGCAAAGAUACAGGUCGCAUAGAAGGAUCGUACUUUGUAUAUCUUCCGGAUGGUAGACUCAUGACGGUCACAUACUACGUUGAUGGAGAAAGUGGUUUUGUACCAAAAAUCACCUUCCAAGAUAAUGCUAGCCCAUUUGGAAAUACUGAAUCAAAUUCUAUUCAGAGAAGAUAG
Macrosiphum euphorbiae (potato aphid) is the source of this 351-nucleotide messenger RNA. Lineage: Eukaryota; Metazoa; Arthropoda; Insecta; Hemiptera; Aphididae. The record is from the annotation of a GenBank genome assembly.